AUGAAAAAAAAAAAACAUGAAUUCAGCUACAUAAAUUUGGAUGAAGAAAAAAGAGAAGAAAUAAAUGAUAUGCUAAAAAAUUUAAAAAAUGAAGAGAGAGAUUUGUGCUUUCCUCUGUUAGACUUUUACUUUCUGAAUAAGAAAUUUAAGUACCAAAAUUUGAGAGAAAGUCUGGAGAUAAAUAACAAUGUCAAUGAGUACAUCAAUUUGAGGCUUCUCCGGAAGGAAAUUGUCCCCAAGGACGUAUCCUUCAAAACGGAGCAAAAAAAUAGAGAAAUGGUUGUGCGGGACAAGUUGAAGAAUCAAAUGGGGGAAACUUGCCUGAAGGAGAGGGAUCACCUCAGGAGGGACAGCCAAAGCGGCAAGUGUAUUAGUAACCACCACUCCACAGGGGGUAACAUCAAAGCAGAAACCGCUACCAUGGAAAACAUUAAUUUUCCACAUGACAUUCCCACCAUGUGGAAGAAAAACGAUAUCAUAGGAACAUUUAACCCAGUGUACAAUGCAAGAGAUCAAAUCAUAAAUGAUAAUUCUAUUGACUCGAUUCCCACGAUUGAUAUUUUUUACAACUCCUCAAAAUUGCUUACCAUACAGACCGUGUUUGAGCCAAUCAGUAAUUAUAUAUACCUGUUACGGCUGCUGCCCAAGUUCUGUCUACCACUGUACGAUUCAGGAAUUUUGCAAUACGCAUGUGAAGACCCAAUUUUAAAUCCUAAAUUGAGAGGCCUGGAAAUAUCCUACAGAUUACUAGUGCACGACAUUUUAUUUUAUGCCUUUUUUUCCUAUUUGUCAGAUUUACCCUUUUGGGCCAAGCCACCGAUUGAGCUUUUGCGAAUUUAUAAUUACGAAAGUUUAUACUCCUUUAAUGAUUUCGAAUCGGAACACACAGAAAGGCUCGUUUUUCACAAUAUAAAAAAUAUUUUGUACAAUUUUGCAGACACGCUAAAUAAAAUUGAAUUGCUGUAUCCGAAGAAUUACUACAUCACGAUAUUUCCCAACAUUUAUUUUAAGAACAUCAUCGAGUUUUUAAAAAGUGAAAAAUUCAAGCUAAAAAAAAUUGUUGUUGUUUUGAAGGGGAAAAAUUUCAUUGAUGAAAAAAUGAUACACCACAUCAAAAGCAACCUUGAGAAUUUCAAGGGCAUGACAACGGAAAAUGUGAAAAAGGAAAUACACCACAAAUACUUUCCCCCCAAUAAUGGCAGAAACAAAAAUGAGGCAAUAAGAUACGACACCAAAAGUGUAAUAGAUGCCAUAAAGAGGUGUCACAAUUGUGGUGAGGAUUUUUCCUCUCUUUCCAAAGGGGAAGGUGUACCCACCCCAAAAGAGAAAACAAGACGGAAGUCAAACUGGAAGGAAAAAAUGGACAUGUCAUCAGGGGAUGACCAAUUGGGAGGGGGAAAAAAUGAUCAAAGUGGUAAACCUAACAGUGCACUUGAACGCAUUCACAGCAACGGCGAAUCGUGUGGCACCUCCCCGGAUGGUACUCAUCGUAGUGAAAACAACAGUCAUUUCGAUAAAGAAAGCGCAACGUAUAAUAAUAACAUGACGCUGGAGGAGGAAAAACUAAUAUGUGAUCCCGGGGAAGGCAUCCCAAGUGGGCCGGAGGAGUUAAGGGACCCCCCCAACAGUCGAGAAAGCAGCAUCCGAAGCAUCCGAAGUAGUGGAAGCAGUUGGAAGAACUUCCCCUUUGAGGACGUCAACACAAAGGACGAAGCAGAUCAGCAAAGCAGCCAUGUUGACGAAUAUGAUGGCAACAAAAAUGGUGAACAUGACCGGUUAAGCACCAUCGAACAAAAUAGCGAGGAAGACAACUCCUUUGGGAAAAAAAACCCAAUCGAUAUGUCCGACAAUUACAACAUUGAUAAAUCCGUGUACAAUAUGUACUACCAGCAGGAGAAUAACGACCAGGAGGAACAUGCCUCCAUCUUGGAAAAAAAAGACGCCCAAAAUAGGAGGUGCAGUAACUCGUCCGAAUCUUCAUGCAGUGAAGACGACGAAACGGACGAUGAAAACAUUGAUGGGUUUUUUAAAACAAAAAAAUUAAAAACUACGGUGUAUGAUAAGGACAACUUUUCCUUUUCCAAAUUUAUGAACAAAAUUAUAAAUUACGAAAAGAUCAUUGACUACCUGAACAACGACCCUCAACGUCAGGAAAACGAAGAUUCGAAGAUCAAGUUUUACAUUAAAUUGUUGCUGUUCGAGAAGGCCAAUUCGCCAUAUGAUACGAAUGGAUGGGAAGACCUAGACGGAAUGGCAAACGCGGAUGGAAGGGCAAAUGUCAGUGAUGAAGAUCAGGUUAGAAGCACUACGUUUGUGUCGGACCAUGGGCAGAGCGACGGAGCACCACCGCAUGGGGAGGACUCCUCCAUUCGUGCCGACGGUACAGUGUCACCUACUGAUGAUGAUAAUCUCUCUGGGGUAGACCAACGGACAAGACGAGGAUUAACCCCGUCUAGUGGUACCAUCUCUGCCUCUGUCCCGAACGAUACUACCAUGGGUGGAAAUAAUAACCACGAUCUGGAGAGCAAUCAGUCCUCCCUACUCCUAAACAACCAAAACGAGAACGAAACGCGCACAGAUGAAGAGGAAACUGUUUUGAACGUAACCGAGGAUGACCAUGUGGUAAUUUCAUCGGAUUAUAUCAGUAACAUGAUACGGAACUUACGAGAAACUUACGGGGUGACUAAUUUCUUAUCCUUCAGCAGCAACGAAGGGGACGUGCAGGAUGGCACCUUCAAUUUGGACGAUGUGCAGGAUUCGCAAACAAGGUUGACCUUUAACUUUAAUUAA
Molecule: messenger RNA, 2790 nt
Organism: Plasmodium coatneyi
Lineage: Eukaryota; Apicomplexa; Aconoidasida; Haemosporida; Plasmodiidae
Exons: 1
Coding region: 1-2790 (929 amino acids)
Source: RefSeq, a predicted model, not a curated record